Sciurus carolinensis (gray squirrel) is the source of this 1690-nucleotide messenger RNA. RefSeq names its product ArfGAP with dual PH domains 2 (gene Adap2). Gene Ontology annotation, biological process: positive regulation of GTPase activity. The transcript has 11 exons. Lineage: Eukaryota; Metazoa; Chordata; Mammalia; Rodentia; Sciuridae. Gene Ontology annotation, molecular function: GTPase activator activity; phosphatidylinositol bisphosphate binding. Bases 109 to 1254 code for a protein of 381 amino acids. Gene Ontology annotation, cellular component: intracellular membrane-bounded organelle; plasma membrane. The record is from RefSeq and is a predicted model, not a curated record.
GGUGGCGGACUGGGUCCUUUUCGGCGACCCGGACUAGCUCACUGACCAUGGGCGGCCGCGGGCCCGGAGGCGGCCGGGCUGAGCCCUGCUGAGCCCGCCCCGCCCGCCAUGGGCGACCGCGAGCGCAACAAGAAGCGGCUGCUGGAGCUGCUACGGGCUGCGGGCACCGGCAACGCGCACUGCGCCGACUGCGGGGCGGCGGAUCCCGACUGGGCCUCUUACAAGCUGGGGAUCUUCAUCUGUCUCCACUGCUCUGGCGUCCACCGCAACUUCCCGGACAUCAGCAAAGUUAAAUCCGUGAGACUCGACUUCUGGGACGACAAUAUUGUGGAGUUUAUGACUCACAAUGGAAACCUCCGUGUGAAGGCCAAGUUCGAAGCCAGAGUCCCCGCUUUCUACUACAUCCCCCAAGCCAAUGACUGCCUGGUCUUAAAGGAACAAUGGAUUCGUGCUAAGUAUGAGAGACAGGAGUUUAUGGCUGAUGGGAAAGCUGUCGCUCCCCCAGGUAACCGAGAAGGAUUCUUGUGGAAGCGGGGAAAGGACAAUGCACAGUUCCUGAGAAGAAGAUUUGUCCUGCUGGCAAGAGAAGGUCUCCUGAAGUACUACACCAAGGAAGAGAGUAAAGGCCCCAAAGCUAUCAUCAGCAUCAAGGACUUGAAUGCUACUUUCCAGACAGAGAAGAUUGGGCACCCCCAUGGGCUGCAGAUCACCUACAGGAGAGAGCACCACAUCAGGAACCUGUUCGUGUACCAUGAGAGUGGGAAGGAGAUAGUGGAUUGGUUCAACGCCCUCCGUGCAGCCCGUCUGCAAUAUUUAAAAAUGGCCUACCCUGAGCUACCAGAGUCUGAGCUCGUGCCCCUCCUCACCAGGAACUACCUCAAACAAGGCUUCAUGGAAAAGACUGGUCCAAAGCAGAGGGAACCUUUCAAGAAAAGGUGGUUUGCCUUGGAUCCCCAGGAGCGGAGGCUGCUAUAUUAUAAGAAUCCCCUGGAUGCCUUUGAGCAGGGCCAGGUUUUUCUUGGAAGCAAGGAGCAGGGGUAUGAGGUAUCUGAAGACCUGCCCAAGGGCAUCCGAGGGAAUCGCUGGAAAGCUGGCCUCACCAUCCUCACCCCAGAGCGGAGAUUCAUCCUCACCUGUGCCAGUGAGAAGGAGCAGCGGGAAUGGCUGGAGAGUUUGCGGGAUGUUCUGUCCCGCCCCUUGACUCCCCUCCACAUCCUCACUGCAGUAGCAGAGAGUGGCUGCAGCAGCAGGUGACCCAGUGACUGAGGAGCUGGCUGGCCACCAGACACCCACUGGAGCUCCUGGCAUAAAGGAGGAGUUCUUAUCUCUGAUCCAGUUGCCCAGCAGGAGUGCCCAACAGCCAGCAGCCAGCAGUCAGCCUGGCAAGGUAUGCUGCCAACACUGACGCUGUGAUGGAUCUUCCUGCUCCCUGGGCCUUCCAGAGUGCCUGGCCUCCAGGAUCUGAGGACAUGGUACACAACAAACACAUAUGCCAACCUCUCUUACGAAUCAAGGCUUGAAAUGUCCUGAAGGCCCAGAACUUUCUCAUCUGAAAUGGAGGCAUUAUAAUGAGAAAGCACCCAUAACAUCAUGCAUCUGGCAUUUUGAAAAAAAAAAAAAUUAAUCUGAAUCUAAUCAUGAGGAAAUAAUCAGGCAGAUUCACAUUAGGUAUGUUAUGCUGAACAACCAG